Molecule: messenger RNA, 1273 nt
Organism: Salvelinus namaycush (lake trout)
Lineage: Eukaryota; Metazoa; Chordata; Actinopteri; Salmoniformes; Salmonidae
Product: protein RD3-like
Exons: 3
Coding region: 168-818 (216 amino acids)
Source: RefSeq, a predicted model, not a curated record
CCGACAGAAAUACGUCUUUCACUAACAUCUCUCUCUCUCUCUACAUCCGUCUUUUGGUCCAAGGGCUUAUCAUAUAUUCACUCCACUGUGAAUUCACUUCCUGCUAUAGGUCCCGAGACUAACAAGAGUUAAGCACAGGGUAAAAGGGGGACAAGGCAACAGCGGUGAUGGCCUCGUGGUUCGGUUGGAGCAGCGAGCCGGACUACCGGAGUCCACGGCGGGACCCAUCUUACGUUGUCACAGACACCCUGAUGCUGGAGCUCAGCUGGCAGCUGAAGGAGGCAGAGAGGACGCAGCGUGAGAGGGACAACGAGUAUCGGCGCCUUCAGACAGGCGUGGACUACACCUGGCUGGUCAACACGCCACGCAACACCUACAAUGUGUCGGCUGGCGAGAGGCUGGGCCUGGAGGACCUGUGCUCCAAGGUGCAUCCGUCCUACUGUGGAACUGUCAUACUGAGGUUCCGCCAGGUGGUGACUGAGAACGAGCCAGAGAUGCAGGAGGUGUCGGCCCUUUUCCGCUCUGUCAUCCUCGAGGCCCUGGACCGCCUGAGGGAGGAGCAGGAGGCACAGCGGCUCUCGCGCCAGUGGAACAACAAGCGGGCCAUGAGCAUGUCUCUCAUGAACUUCAAGUCGCGCAUCAAAAUUAACCCCUUUGGCAGCACAGUGGGCCUGACCUCGACCAGGGGGGAGGGCGAGCUGAAGACGGUGUCGGAAGACGUGGAGAAGGCGCUGGAAGAGAGGGCUGACAGGGCCCAGAGGGUUAGGAGCAUGCCUCACUUCAGACACAAAGGGCUUUACACUACCAAGGCCAUCUGAGCUGGGGAUCCACAAGACAGUGUUGUGGUUCAGUGGGGGAUGGAGAGAAGCUAGUGAGAUGUAGCCUAUAAUAAUCCUCCCGGAACCUGCCCAGUCUGCUUUGCACAAGAAUGGGGAGAAAUAGGAGACAUCUCUCCCAUCCUCUCUUUUGGCAGUAUGGGGUGAUCCCUAUUGAAUGCUUUUGACUGGGGAGCUAUGCUUAGAAUAUUUCACAAUGAGAUUGUCAGACACCUUAUUUGCUGUACUGUUUUUGAAAUCUUUGUCUUGUAAAUUAUAGAUUUUCAGUGCCUUUUCAACUUAAUACUUGGUAACUAUUUAUACUUAAAACAAAUUAACCAAUGAUACUUACAUUAAAAGCAAUUAACAAGAAGUUCUGUGACAUUUUUAGAACUGUAAAAGGGAAGUGAUGCUUUAGACCAUUUUAUAGCAAAAAAAUAAAUAAAAUAAUCACUGAC